AUGACGAGAAUACUUCUACUUCAGACAGCGCAGAAUAAAGCACACCGCCGUAAUUGCGAAGUCAUUGCUUUGAGCUUGAGCUUGAGUUCGUGCAUUAAGUGUUUGUCUUCUCCUCCAUUUCCGUGCUACUUUUGUACCCUUUUGUUCAGCAACCAAAUCCUUCCAUAUCCAGACACUUUCCCAGUUCUUGAAAAGCUCAGCAGAAGGAAAGGAAAUCAUGUCGCCGCAGAAGAGAGGUUUGCCUUCCACUUCUUCAGGUCAAGCAAGUCUGCUCAGAAGGCCGCGCACCGCUCGAACGAAUCAAACAUGGCGUCGGUCUGGGAGGAAUCUUGUGCAAAGGAGCUGGUAUAUGGAGCAGGUUGUCCGGAGAGUGGUCAGAGAAGAGCUGGAGCGUGCUGAAAAAUCUCGCUUGGCCGAAUAUUGUCAAAGUUGCACAGGGAAUGGUCUCGAAGAUCUAGUGCGCUCAUUGGAGAAUACUGUUCAGAAACUGGAGAAAGCAGUGGAGCCUGCAAACAAUCACUCUCCCCACCUCAGAAGGGCUAAUACUAAAUCUAUGGCGAAGAGUGAUGUGAGAAACUUACAGCUUCAACUUCGAACCAAACUGUCACUUCCUAUAUUUACUGGAAAGAAACUAGAAGGAAAGGGGGGCGAUCGCAUUUCCGUUGUCUUGAUUGAUGCUAAUACAGGAGAGGUCGUCACAUCAGACCCAGAAUCCUCCAUUAAGCUGGAUGUUGUUGUGCUUGAAGGUGACUUCAAAAAAGACGAUGGUGAUAACUGGACUCAAAAAGAGUUUGAGAACUACCUGGUCAAACAACGUGAAGGAAAGAGGCCGCUAUUGGCUGGAAAUCUACAAGUGACGCUCAAGAGAGGUGUUGGGGAGCUGGGAGAGCUACUAUUUACAGACAAUUCCAGCUGGAAUAGGAGUAAAAAGUUCAGGAUAGGGCUUAUGGUGGCAUCCGGUUAUUGUGAGAAUACACGAAUCCGAGAAGCAAAAACUGAUGCCUUCACUGUCAAGGAACAUAGAGGAGAAUCAUACGAGAAACAUUAUCCACCUAGCUGUGAUGAUGAGGUUUAUAGGCUGGACAGGAUUGCCAAAGAUGGGAAAUCUCACGAAAAACUGAUGAAAGUCGGAAUAAAUAAAGUGGAGGACUUUCUACUGCAACUGUUUACGGACUCCGACAAGUUGAGAGAGAUUCUUGGGAAGAGCAUAAUACCAAAGAGAUGGGAUAGCCUAGUUCGUCAUGCAAAGACUUGCAAAAUAAGUUGGAAACUUUGUUUGUACUAUCUUGAUAGCAUGAGGAAGCAUGGUGCUCUAUUUGACGCUGCUGGUCAACUGAUCGGCCUAAUCAAAGACAGGGUAUAUGUCGCUACUCAUCGACUUUCUGCCCAAGAGAAGGAACAUGGAGAUACAAUCGUGAAAAAGGCCCUUGGUAACAAAAAUAAUGUUAUGGUGUUCAAUGGUGAGACCUUUUCUCCAAUGCAACCUGGGCAAGGCUCGGCCUCACCUUGGCUGGGCAAGGUUUCUUUGACUUCACAAAUUUGUGUCGCUCCAGGUGGUCUAGAAGCUUCUCUGGCAAAUGUGGACUUGACUGCUGAAGGACAUAAUGUUGCAACUGCUUUUACAUUGCCAGUACAGCCCCAAAUUACCAUCCCUGGAUAUGACAUGGAGCCUUCAGUUGAUGAAUUACUCGCUGAAUUAUGGAGAGACAACUCGAAUGGUCUAAUUUCUCUAGGAGAUAAUGGUGUCACUACUGUCGAAUUGCCAGCACAGUCCAAUGAUAUCAAUUUACAAUAUGCCAAGCCAAGCCAAAUGAUCGGUUUGGGGAGCCAAAUGGACUAUAUGGUGAUUGAGCAUGGUCUCCCCUCUAGACCAACCUAUGCCUCAACAUCAAGCUUCCAAUCUGGGAGUGCACUUCCUCUGUCUGCAGGCAUUCACGGGAUGGAAGAUUUCGGAUCACUCGAUUCAGAUGAUAGUACUGCGAACCAGUUGGCUGGCAUUCGGAACUCACCGGAUGAUGACACCUUUCAGACCUCACGAUGUUAUGACGGUUUUGCUACCGGAGAUGCUUUUGCACACUGGAUAAAAAUAUUUCUAGUGCUCAAGCGGUUUUGCCACAUCAGGAAGAGACGUGCCAGAGUUGUGCAGUUAGAUGAACCACUGAUGGAAGUCCAGGCUUGACUUUAUUGUUCUUACUGUGGCAUUAGUUCAGUUGAUUCUCCAUUUACUAUCUGAUGGAACUGAUGGUAUAUUUUUUCGUAGAUGAGGGCAUAUCAGUUACUUAUCUAUAUGGGACCCUGUUCAUUGAUAAUGUUGUUCAUUUGGGUA
Messenger RNA from Eucalyptus grandis, 2326 nucleotides. Its product is annotated as calmodulin-binding protein 60 D. NCBI's taxonomy places the organism in Eukaryota, Viridiplantae, Streptophyta, Magnoliopsida, Myrtales, Myrtaceae. Gene Ontology annotation, biological process: regulation of salicylic acid biosynthetic process. Gene Ontology annotation, molecular function: DNA-binding transcription factor activity; calmodulin binding; sequence-specific DNA binding. Gene Ontology annotation, cellular component: nucleus. The coding region runs from base 218 to 2179 and encodes 653 amino acids. The transcript has 10 exons. The record is from RefSeq and is a predicted model, not a curated record.